Messenger RNA from Symphalangus syndactylus (siamang), 2325 nucleotides. RefSeq names its product speedy protein E18-like. NCBI's taxonomy places the organism in Eukaryota, Metazoa, Chordata, Mammalia, Primates, Hylobatidae. Gene Ontology annotation, molecular function: protein kinase binding. The record is from RefSeq and is a predicted model, not a curated record. Gene Ontology annotation, biological process: positive regulation of cyclin-dependent protein serine/threonine kinase activity.
AUGGACAGAAGACAGACUAGGUUCCGUGAGAGGGGACAGAUUAUGGGAAAGAUCAUGACCAGCCGUCAACCGCACCCCCAGGAUGAGCAGAGCCCCCAGCGGAGCACCUCGGGGUACCCCCUCCAGGAGGUGGUGGAUGAUAAAGUGUCGGGACCAUCAGCCCCUGGGGUAGAUCCCAGCCCCCCACGUAGGUCCCUUUGCUGGAAAAGGAAGAGGGAGUGGUCGGACGAAUCUGAGGAGUCAUCAUCGGAGGAGCCACAGAAGGAGCUUGCCACUGAGCCUGAGGAGACCUGGGUGGCAGAGACGCUGUGUGGCCUCAAGAUGAAGCUCAAGCGAAAGCGAGUGUCGCUCGUGCUCCCUGAGCACCACGAGGCCUUCAACAGGCUGCUUGAGGAUCCUGUCAUUCAAAGAUUCCUGGCCUGGGACAAAGAUCUGAGGGUUUCGGACAAGUAUCUCCUGGCUAUGGUCAUAGCGUAUUUUAGCCGGGCCGGCCUCCUCUCCUGGCAAUACCAACGCAUUCAUUUCUUCCUGGCUCUCUACCUGGCCAAUGACAUGGAGGAGGACGAAGAGGCCCCCAAACAAAACAUCUUCUACUUCCUGUACGGGAAGACCCGCUCUCAUAUACCCUUGUUCCAUAAGCGUCGGUUCCAGUUACGCCGUUCCAUGAACUGGAGGGCCAGGAAGAACCGCUCUCAGAUAGCCUUGUUCCAGGAGCUUCGGUUCCAGUUCUUCUGUUCCAUGCGCUGCAGGGCUUGGGUUUCUCCAGAGGAGUUGGAGGAGAUACAGGCUUAUGACCCAGAACACUGGGUGUGGGCACGAGAUCGCGCCCGCCUUUCCUAGAGCUCCAGGGACCGUGGAGGCCUGAGGUCACUGGCCUGAGAGAAGAACACUGGGCCCAGGGGAGAUGUGGAUUUUCAGCAGGAACUUUAUUUCAAUGCUAAUGGCAGACACCAGGAAGGAGGAGAGGAGCCAUGUGUGCAGAUCAUCUAGAAGAACCUGGACCGUUCUUGAUGGAGCUGAAUACAGUGAUCACGUUGUCCUCCUAGGAGUGGGGGUGGGGGGGUGGGGUACUUCUAGGAGUCCUUGGAAAAAAGUAAGAAACUAGGAGUGUUUCCAGUUCCACCCUUUCCUGCGGCACCACCUCCCUUUUUAUAUUGCUGAUUUCCAACCUUCCUGGGGCAGAAUCUGGAGGUCCUGUUUCUUACGGACUUGGUUGCCACAGUCCAGGACCAUUUGAAGGCACAGUGCAGGGGCUCAGAUUGGCACAGAAUUAUUUGUGAAAUAUCAGUGCCAUAGACUGUAACAGAUAGCUUCAAUCACACUAUGCAUUUAUUGGCUUGUUUGGAAAAUGUUGGCCAUUGAAUUAUUAAUAGGUUUAUUUCAAAUAGUUUGGAAAUUAUUGUACUUUUGAAAACAUGCUGUUCCUGUAGUUUGUUGAUGAGAGUUAUAGCUGUUAUAUAUACAUAAAGAUAAUUUUCAUUUUUAAGAAUUCUUUUUAUCCUAAAUCUUUUAUUAUCUUUAAAUUUUUUUGUGUAUUAUUAUAUGUGCUCCUGAAGCGAGCACUCUUUUUAUCUAUGAUAUUUCCAUAAUAAUCUCUUCUAUUUAUAGCUAUUGGUAGUUCCCCUAAAUUCUCAUGAUAGAAAUUUUUAUUUGCUGUUUAGCUUUGUGACUGAAUUGUGAGAAUUCAGUUGUGAUUUUUAACGUGUCUCAGAUACACAUACUAACAUGUCUAAUAUAUACUAUCUAUUUUAUUUGUUUAUUUUGAAAAACAUAGGCACUGAAUUAUUUAAAUAUUAUUUUAUUUAAUAUUUAUUAAGUCUAUUAAAUUAUUUAAAUAUGAUUAUUACUUUAAAUAUUAUUUUAAAUAUUUUGGAAAUACUGGUAUUUUUGAAUAGACGCUGUUUCUAUAAAGUUGCGUGAUGGGUGUUAUAACUGUUAUAUACACAUAAAUAUAAUUUUGUUCUUUUUAAGAGAGGAUUAUUUUUAUCAUAAAUCUUUUACCUUUCGAUCUUUGUAUCUAUUAUUACACGUGCUGCUGAAGGGAGCAUGGUUUUUAUCUAUGAUACUUAGUUAACAUAAAUAUUACAUUUAUAGCUAUGUAGUAGUUCCCCUAAAUUCUUAUAAAAAUAAAUGUUUAUUUGAUAUUUAGUGUAUGUUUGAAAUGUAAGAAUUCAGAUGUAAUGUUUUACCUCGUAUUGGCAUGUUUGUAUGUUACUUUAAAGAGGAUGUGUGUUCUAAAGGAGGGCAUGAGCUGUGUGUUUUCAAGAGAACAAUGCAGUGCGUCUCUUGGGGAAACAUAAUAAAGAUGAACUUUUCUCACCUUCA